GAUCACGUGGGCAUUGCGCGCGCAUGUCAAGAGAGUGAUGGUGAGUGACAAGAAAUAAUAACCUCCAAACAUUUCUGUCAAACUUACCAAUCUCAUCGAACCUGAAUUUUUAACAACGAGCUUUUAAGAUGUCAUCCGUCAAGUUGUUAGAAGAUAGAAUUGCUAAUUUAGAGAAGCAAGUAUAUGGGCUUGGUAAAACAAUUAGUAUUGAUGAUCCUGCACCGUCAAACACUAUCAUCGAACGUCUCCUUGAUGCCAACUCGCUCAUUUCUUCAGCAUUGUCAGGCAGAGAAAAGCCAACUGCGCUUAUUAAACGGCUGCCAGAAUUAAAUGGCUACCUGGAACCUGUUUCUGAAGAUUUCGAUAUACCUGUAAGUGCUAAAGCACAAUUGCUACUGACGAUGGAGCCAGAGAUUAUAGAGAAUGAUAAUCUGUUAACCAAAGUGCAGGAGCUCAUGCCUAUCUUAGAGUCAGAACGUAUCAAAAAUGUGCCUGAAUUAAAUAGCACAUUUAAUAAAAUAUCAUUGUCGUAUCUGAAAACUUACGAAGAUUCCAGAGAACUAUGUGCUCACAUACACGAUCUUUUAACUAAAUAUAAUACAGUCAUAAGUAGUAUAUCAGAAUCAUUAAUUACUUUAGAUGCUGCGGUUACAGCUGCUGAGAUAGCAGUUAAACCAAAGAAACAAAUAGAUGAUUGAAGAAAUAAUUGUCUCAUCUAAUUAAUUACAUUAUUGUUAAUUUAUAUUAGGUCUGUUCUUUAUAGCUGAACUUGCUGCACUAGUUCAGAGUUUAUUUUUUCUCUUUCCAAUGUGGAGAGAAAAAGAUAAAUUCUGAACUAGUGCAGCCAGUUCAGCUAUAAAGAACAGACCCAUUGUACGUUUAGUUUCUAUGUUAUAGUGCAAAUUCAGUUUUAUCAAUAAUGUUUUAAAUUAUUUAUAGUAAUAUUUUAUGGAAGCAAUCUAAAAUGGAAAGAGAAAAUAUUGGAUAUGUAAUGUGUUUAAAAUAUGUUUUAUUUAUCAUUUUUACUUGAAAUAUAAAAAUACGCAUUUUGCAAUGACUAUGCAUAUAUGAACAUACUGUAAUUUCUAUAACAAUGUAUUUUAUUAAAAUAGUUAUAUAUUAUAUAUACAGUUAUCCUAUCUACUGCUUAAUUCUAUCUGUUGUUCAUUUCAGAAAUCCUUAUUUAGGAUCUCUGAGACAAACUAUUGAUUCGUAUAUAAUCGGCCAUGUAUCGUAUAUGUAUCGGUGUCUCUUGUGUUAAAUAAUUAUUUUAAAUCAAUAUACAAAAGUACAUUUUGGAAAUAUUCGAGACAUCACAAAAAAUUUUAAAUUUUUAGCUUGAUUAGGUAAUAAUUAAUUUCAUGUAUAUAUAGUAAUAGAUAGGAAUUUUACUUACAAAAAAUGUAAAUUUAAGAGACCCAUUUUACUAAUAAACUCUUAUACCACAUUAUCCAUAAUAAACAAUUACUUUAUACAA
Formica exsecta is the source of this 1477-nucleotide messenger RNA. Its product is annotated as dynactin subunit 3-like. The record is from RefSeq and is a predicted model, not a curated record. Lineage: Eukaryota; Metazoa; Arthropoda; Insecta; Hymenoptera; Formicidae. The coding region runs from base 129 to 698 and encodes 189 amino acids. Gene Ontology annotation, cellular component: dynactin complex. Gene Ontology annotation, biological process: cytoskeleton-dependent cytokinesis. The transcript is spliced from 2 exons.